GCUAUUUGGUUAAAGUGGCAAAUUUAUUCUCUUUCAGUCACCUUGCUACAUCCCUCCCCUUACCUUCAGAGAGGGAUCAUCUUCGGCCCAGGAUAGAUCUGAUUGUGUUUAUGAUUGACAUCAAGAACAAAUACAGCUUGAAGAAUGUUGAAGCUUCCCUAGCUCAUGUGGCUGCCGGCUUCUUCCUGGGGAAAGUGUGCUUUCUUGUCACUGGGGUUGGCAGGGUGAAUUACUGCAGUGUAGAAAUUAGUUCCAUCUGGAAACUGGGAGAAGUCUACUGCAGUCCUGUGCUAUACUGUGAGCUGGAGUUGGAAGGGAUACGAGUUGCCACUGCUCAACGACUUCUCCGGAUGUUACAGAUCUGUGCUGGUCAUGUACCAGGAGUUUCUGCUUUGUGCUUUAACUUUCUGUUGAGGAACUCUGACUAGCUGCACAUUGUGCAGAGCUCUAGCUGUGUGUGCUGUUUCACUUAACUUGUUUCUGACAUCUGUCUGUGAGCAGGAAAAAGCAGAAAGCAGCACUGCAGGCUUAAUCAGCUGUGAGUGUUGGCAGUCCUUGUAAAGACAGCUCAGCAAGGCACAAAGCCUGUAUCCUUGCUCAGAGGACACAUAAAUCCCAGCUCCAGUUGUAUUGUUGCUGGCGGGGGAGGGCUAGGUUGUUUGUCAGCUGGAACAAAAGGAGCUAAACCAUUCAGCUGUGUUAUGGUGCCCA
Nestor notabilis (Kea) is the source of this 711-nucleotide messenger RNA. RefSeq names its product centromere protein M (gene CENPM). The transcript is spliced from 5 exons. The record is from RefSeq and is a predicted model, not a curated record. Lineage: Eukaryota; Metazoa; Chordata; Aves; Psittaciformes; Psittacidae. The annotation marks the transcript as partial.